Molecule: messenger RNA, 4341 nt
Organism: Terrapene triunguis (Three-toed box turtle)
Lineage: Eukaryota; Metazoa; Chordata; Testudines; Emydidae
Gene: SNX33
Product: sorting nexin 33
Exons: 2
Coding region: 708-2396 (562 amino acids)
Biological process (GO): intracellular protein transport; plasma membrane tubulation; endosomal transport
Cellular component (GO): cytoplasmic vesicle; plasma membrane
Molecular function (GO): phosphatidylinositol binding; protein binding
Source: RefSeq, a predicted model, not a curated record
AGUUUCCUCCACCCCCUUGGAGGUUUGUGGAUUUCAAAAAAUCAGCCCCAUCAGGAAUUGCAAAAUAUUUGUGUUGGGAUCAUUUAAGGUUGUGCUUUUGUUUUGUUUUGCCUUUUUUUAAAGAUAUUUUUCAAGCACUGUGAUUCUGAAUUGCACUGGAUAUGCUUUUUGGAAGAUGGGCCAAGGUCUAUAAUUUUUUUCUUAAUCCUUAAAAAAAAGAAUUCCAGAAAAAAAAGAAGGGAUUUUUGAUUUCUUGCAUUCGAUCAAGAUUAUUUUGGGAAUAUUUUUAAUGUAAAUUCAAACAGGAAAGAUGGACAGCGCAGGGACAGACUGACAGCUAGAUAAAAUCUAUAUGGAGCUGACAAUUUUAUGGAUGUGUGUCCAUCUGACUGAGGCCUAUAUCACCUAAACGGAGGGUGCAAAACAUGUUUGAUUGCCCUAGGAAUGCCAUUUUUAGCCGAUGAAUUUAGACUGCAGUGUGAAUGUAUAGGCCUUGAAGUUAAAAAUUUUUAGAAAAAAAUAUAAACAUAUAUUUUUGUUACUUCGAGGUGAAUUCAACAAAACUUUUUUCCACAUCACUGUUACAGAUUAUAAACUGGUGUUUUAUAGAUUAUAAACCAGUGUCUCCGACUGUUGAAGCAUCUGAGGUGUUGGUUCAGUGGUGGUGCUGGGGGGUGUCAAGUUAUACAGUCCUCCAGGGAGCAGUCAUGGCGUUGAAAGCCAGAGCACUUUACAACUUCCAGAGUGAAAACAAAGAAGAGAUCAGCAUCCAGGAGAAUGAGGAACUGGUGAUCUUCAGCGAAAACUCCCUGGACGGGUGGCUGCAGGGCAAGAACAGCCGAGGAGAAACUGGCAUCUUCCCUGCCUCUUAUGUCGAGAUCCUCAGGUCCCGGUCGAGCUCCGGUUAUACAGACUAUUCAAACAGUCCAGCCAGCUCCCCUGGGAAUGAGUCCUUCUACAUGCCCCCUUCCAACACCAACACCUCCCAUCAGGGCAGCUUUGAGGAUGAUGAUGAUGACGACUGGGACGACUGGGACGAUGGCUGCACAGUGGUGGAAGAGCCACGGGGCAGCCCUGGCACCAAUGGGCACCCCUCCCCUAACCUGCAGUACCCUGCGGCAUACCCCAACCAGAAUGCUGGCUAUCGUCCCAAGCCAGCCUUGGAGAGGCAGGACAGCAUCAGUUCCUCCAAGAGGGGCAGCGUGGUGGGGCGGAACCUCAACCGCUUCUCCUGUUUUGUCCGCUCUGGGGUGGAGGCCUUUAUCCUGGGAGAUGUGCCCAUGAUGUCCAAGAUCGCUGAGACCUACUCCAUCGAGAUGGGUCCCAAGGGCCCCCAGUGGAGGGCCAACCCGCACCCUUUCAUCUGCUCUGUGGAGGAGCCCACCAAGCAAACGAAAUUCAAGGGCAUCAAGAGCUACAUCUCCUACAAGCUGACCCCUAGCAGCAUCAAUGCGCCGGUCUAUCGGCGGUACAAGCACUUUGACUGGCUGUACAACCGCCUGCUGAACAAGUUCACAGUGAUCUCGGUUCCACACCUGCCCGAGAAGCAGGCCACUGGGCGCUUCGAGGAGGACUUCAUCGAGAAGCGCAAGCGGAGGCUGAUCUUGUGGAUGGACCACAUGACCAGCCACCCUGUGCUGUCCCAGUAUGAGGGCUUCCAGCACUUCCUCACUUGCCGCGAUGACAAGCAGUGGAAGAUGGGCAAGCGGCGGGCAGAGAAGGAUGAGAUGGUGGGGGCCAGCUUCCUGCUGACCUUCCAGAUCCCCACAGAGCAUCAGGACCUGCAGGACGUGGAAGACCGGGUGGAUUCGUUCAAGGCCUUCAGCAAGAAGAUGGACGACAGCGUCUUGCAACUGACCAACAUGGCCUCGGAGCUGGUGCGCAAGCAUGUGGGGGGGUUCCGGAAGGAGUUCCAGAAGCUGGGCAACGCUUUCCAAGCCAUCAGCUACUCCUUCCAGAUGGACCCACCCUACAGUUCGGAUGCGCUCAACAAUGCCAUCUCGCACACAGGCAAGACGUACGAGACCGUUGGGGAGAUGUUCGCCGAGCAGCCCAAGAAUGACCUUUUCCUCAUGCUGGACACUCUCUCCUUGUACCAAGGGCUCCUCUCCAACUUCCCAGACAUCAUUCACCUUCAGAAAGGAGCCUUUGCCAAGGUGAAGGAGAGCCAGCGAAUGAGUGACGAGGGGAAGAUGGAUCAGGAGGAGGCAGAUGGGAUUCGGAAGCGCUGCCGCGUGGUUGGCUUUUCCCUCCAGGCAGAGAUGAACCACUUCCAUGAGCGGCGCAUAGCAGACUUUAAGAAAAUGAUGCAGUCCUACCUGAAACAACAGAUCAUCUUCUACCAGAGAGUCAGCCAGCAGCUGGAAAAGACUUUACGCAUGUAUGACAACCUCUAAUGCCUUCCACACCUGAUGCAUCUGCUUCCCACAGUACAUCUGGACUUGCGUGGUUCGUUCCUUGGAGCCCUGCAGACCUACCUGUUUUAAGUGGAUUGAGAACAAAUGGAAACUCAUGACACUAGUGAGCAAAUUCCAUUUGGCUUUUCCCCAUUUUCCUGGAACUAAUUUGCAGAGAUAUGCAGGAAAGUGUUACACUCGUGUCUUCCGGCUGACCAUUCCACUUCUUUUUCUGAUAGAUGGACCCCCCACUUCCCUUCCAACUCCCAGAGUUUACAGGCAGGACAUAGGUACUUUUCACAAGCGAAAUGGACACUGACUCUAUGACGCUCACUUUCUUUGCAAUAAGCUUUAGCUUCUGAAAAAUGUUUCCCUAGAGUAGGGAGUUUAAUACACUACAUCCGAAGUAGAGUUGGUCAAAAGUUUACACACAGAAAGCUUUUUGAUGGGGAAAAAAAGGCCUUUAUUCAAAACUGGAACUUUUUUUUUUAAUUGUCAUAAUUUUCCAUUUUUCACAAAAGUUUCUGUGAGAUUUUUUACCAAUAAUUUUUUACUAGGAACCAGUAUGGAAAUUGGGACUGAAAUCUUUAUUGACUGUGUCUGUUUACCAAAAAUGUUCCUUAGUGCUUUCAAUAAAAGGUUGAAUAAACAAAUAUCGGCAAAACUUUUGUGGAAAAUGGGCCCAUUUCAACCCCCCUGAAAUAGAACCAGUUGUGAAAUUUCCUGCACAACUGUUUUUCCAGCUUUUUGACCAGCUCUAGCAAUAAGGUAGUUGGCAUUGGAGUGCUAAUGUUCAGACUGACUCCUGGAAAUUCCACAUGAGCUGUAGCUUGGUUGCCCUCCAGUCAUUUUCAACCCUGGGAGUGUAAUAACCCUGGACUGACCUGCUCUCAGAAUAAGAAAGCAACAUAGCAAAUGCCCCCAGGAAAGAUCAUUCUGCCUCCAGAGUGAGGAAGGUUAUGGAGCCAUCUCAGUGUUGUUUCUACAUGGCUCAGUCCCAAGAGAGAACAGGUGAAUGUUCGGGCAGGACUGUGCGUAUGGUACAAAAUAAUGUCCCCUCCCCAAUCCUCUCGCCACAGUCCCCACCCCAGAAUCCACUGGGACUGAGACUCAUCUCACACAGGCUUUACUCUGACAUGCCUUCAAUGGAGUCACCCCUGGUUUACAGCGGGGAGGGCAGAAUCAGGCCCACUAUCUCUACGUUGCUGCAUUUGAUGUUAUUUGAGUCAGGUUUAAAGCACCAAAAGCAAAGAAUUCUUUAUCGGCCUUGGUAAGAGAGCUUGGGCCAAAUUCUGCCCUUGGUUGCACCAGCAUAAAUUUGGAGUAAUUUAAUUGUAGUCACUGGAUUUACACUGAUGUAACCAAGAGCUGAAUUUAGGCCUGUGUCCCCUUAUCUUCUGCUCCCGCACCUCCUCUGAGCCCUUCAUCCCCAGCUGGAGUUGCCUUCCCAGCCAUUCAUGCAAGGAUGAAGCUUCCCGGAGUCAGAUUGGCCAUGACACUAUCCUCCCUGCCUGUUCCUUAUCUCUUCCCCAGCACUAUGGUCUGGGACAUACCCUUAGGACAUCAAGAUGGCUCAACAAGUCCCUCUUGGUUGUAUGAAACACAUCCAGUCCCUGGUGACUCAAGAUGCCUUUGCUUUCCUUUCCCCAGAGGAACUUUGCAGCUACUUUCCAGGGAUGCCAGCAGGUGAUGGCCACUUCCCCCCAGCACUGGGCUGCGACACUCCUGCCAGAAGACGAGUCCUGCUGGCCUCACACUUGCAACAGGCCUCAUUCCCACUUAAGAGCAGCAACACUAACCCUGUUAGAGAGUGCUGGAGGCCGAGGUGCUCAAAUGUUUUGGUGCGAAGGGCCAUGCUGGGGACUUGCCUGGAGCCCUAGGCCUGCAUCUCAUCUCAUUUUCCACAUGCUCCCUUUGUAUCGACAAUAAAUGCAAACAACCGUCA